This is a messenger RNA of Lizanozyma spartinae, 1689 nucleotides long. RefSeq lists its product as uncharacterized. The transcript has a single exon. The record is from RefSeq and is a predicted model, not a curated record. NCBI's taxonomy places the organism in Eukaryota, Fungi, Ascomycota, Pichiomycetes, Serinales, Debaryomycetaceae. The coding region runs from base 1 to 1689 and encodes 562 amino acids.
AUGUAUGCAAGUCGUGCCAUACGAGAUAUAAGAUCCGGGUCAUCUACUCGGUCAUCAUCCCGAGUCAGAACUCCAAUGGUUGAUGGUGAAGAGAAUGGAAGUUUAGAUGUCAAUUUUCAUGUAUUAGAAGAGUUGCUUGCUCAGAAGUUGGAAAAUUAUCAACUAGAACAGCAAGAAGAAUCUGAGGGUGGCCCGGAAGCCGGAGCUCAAGGGUCUUCGUUAUUAUCAGUAGGAGCCGCUUCCAAUACGACCGGUUCAUCCAUUGCUCAUGAAAAGGCCAAUAAAAUAAGGAUAUCUUCCACUAAUAGUAUCAAUGAAAUUAUUCAUUCAUUAACAUUUGCUUCUAGAACAGAAGUUAGUUCUCAAAGUAGAGAAAUGUUAUUAGCUCAAUUAUAUAAGUUGAUCGUAUCCAAGCCUUUAGUGAUUCAUAAUGAAGAAAGUUCAGGAACCAAUGAUUAUGUCGAUGAAGAGAAAAUACAAGCGCUUAUCAAAGUGUUUUUAAGUGGCGAUUAUCGGUCAAGUUCUGAGUUUUCUCUUUUAUAUAGAUGUGUGAUUGCUCUUUUAGCCAGUGAUAUUGAAGAAUUUAGUGGAUUGGCAAGUGGUGAAUUUCAAACUCAUAUAGCUAAAUUGGUCUAUGAUCCACCAAAUCAAAAUGUCACCUUGGACAAUAAGAGUAAUUUAAUAACUGGGUUAGUUGGACUUUUAUUAGUUUUAAAUAAUGGGUCUGGAGCUUAUGGGAUUGAUGAUCGGAUUAAAUGGUUACUUCAUGAUGUCGCAGAUGGUUAUGUUCAAAGUUCCAUAACUUUAUCAAAACAAGUUGAUAAGGGAGAAACAGAUCAUAAUACUUUUAUUACUGAUAAAGAAGGUGAUGCAGCAAUUAUUGGAGAAGCUACUUCAAGAGCCAGUCAAGAAGCAAAUGUUGCAAUUAGUGCAAUCCAUGGAGUUGGAUGUUUAUUAACAUUAAUGACUCGCGGUGAUUAUUUAAAUGAGUUUAUUAGUAGUGAUGAAAUUAUUGGUAAAUUGGUGGAAUUUUUGGAUAACGAAGUGAAUGUGGAUAUUUCUAAAGCUGCAGGAAGAGUUAUUGCAUUGAUUUAUGAGAUUUAUACUUAUGGUGAAGAUGAAGAUGAAAAUGACCAAGAUUAUAAUUAUAAUGCUCCAUAUUAUGAACAAGAAAGCUUAUUUCAAAUUGUUAAGAGAUUGGGGAAUUUGUCAACCAAAAAAGUUGGUAAAAAGGAUAAAAAGAAUGUUGUAUCGAUAUUCAGAGAUAUUCUUAAUACAUUGGAGAAUUAUACCACGAAAGAGAAAAGAAUUGAAAUAUACAAGAAAUCUCAACAAGGAUUGGAUUUAUUAAGUCAAUCCACUCAUAUCAAGUUAUCUCGUACCAGAUCUUUAUCAAUUAAUAGUUGGUUUUUAUACUUACGAUUAAUUCAUUUGAAAUGGUGUUUUAGUUUUGGAGUCCAUGCUCAACUUGUGGCCAAUGAUACUAUUAGAGAUAUUUUAAGAGAACCACCUUCGGAAUAUCAAUUGAAAUAUGGUAAAGGCCAAGGAACUGGUGAUGGAGACAUUGAUGACGACGUUUACUUUACAAACGAUGUGCACAAUGUUAGUGAAAAGAAACGUACAGAGAAGAUUCGGAAAGCCCGUCAACUGAAAUUAGAUGAUGAAUUGAAUCAUCUUGAAAUAUCUUAA